UCGGGCAGGAGGUGGUGGCUCUUUAUUUAAAGCUGCUCCGCGGUUCGUCUGCCUGUUCACUCAGCUGGCGGCAGGCGGCGGCGGCUGCUGUUAUUAUACUGUACUCAGUUGGCGUGUAAGUUUGUAGACUUCCACCGUCCGUUAGAUGGAGGAGUCGUCGUUUGUCGUUUAAUGACACAUUUUUUCAGCGUCUACAAGCAGCGAAGCCUCCGUUUUCUUUCUAGCCGAGAUCAGGCAACAACAUCAGAGGAGGGGAGAAGUUGUCAUUGGAGAGCUGCGGCGGCGUGUGCCAAUGUGGCAGCCCCGCAACUGUAAAACAUCGGCUGUCCACACAUCUGGAGUUUGUCCGCUUCCACUUUGCUUUGUUUAAACGAGAGGAUUCCCGCCGGCUGUCGCUGAUGCGACGCUUCUCCGAGUUGCUGUAGGUGACGUGAGUGUCCUGUCGCGGAGCUGUCCCGUCUGUCUGGUGCUGAAGGACACGAGUUCUGCUGCGCUCCCCUCCGCUCUUUUUCAAAUGCCGGCCAGCACGCCCACUCCGCGUUCUGGGACCGGAGCCGUGGAGUACUGGGUGGACGGCUCACGCAGGGAUGCGCCGCUUGAAGACUUCUUCACAAUGGGCCCAGAAUUGGGGAGGGGCGCCACGGCUGUAGUGUUCAGAUGCGAGGAGAAGCAGACGCAGAAGCCGUAUGCGGCCAAAGUCUUAAAGAAAACGAUUGACAAGAAGAUUGCGAGAACGGAGAUUGGCGUCCUGCUGCGGCUCUCACACCCAAAUAUUAUUCAACUGAAGGAAAUCUUUGAGACCCCUUUGGAGAUCACACUGGUCUUGGAGCUUGUGACAGGCGGAGAGCUUUUUGACAGGAUCGUCGAGAGAGGCUACUACAGCGAGAGGGACGCCGCGCAUGUCAUCAAGCAGAUCUUGGAGGCAGUGGCGUAUUUGCAGGACAAUGGAGUUGUCCAUAGGGACCUGAAGCCAGAAAAUCUGCUGUACGCUGACCGCUCGCCUGAUGCCCCUCUAAAAAUAGCGGACUUUGGCCUGUCCAAGAUUGUGGACGAACAGAUGACAAUGAAGACGGUGUGCGGGACCCCAGGAUACUGUGCUCCUGAAAUCCUGAGAGGUGCCCCCUAUGGUCCUGAAGUGGACAUGUGGUCAGUGGGAGUCAUUACCUACAUUCUACUGUGUGGGUUUGAGCCAUUUUUUGACCUGCGGGGGGAUCAGUACAUGUACAGCCGCAUCCUCACCUGUGACUAUGAGUUUGUGUCACCCUGGUGGGACGACGUGUCCCUCAAUGCCAAAGAUCUGGUGUCAAAGCUCAUUGUGUUGGACCCCCUGAAUCGCUUAAAUGUCCAGCAGGCUCUGCAGCACCCCUGGGUGUCGGGUAAAGCCGCCCGUUUCUCCCACAUGGACACCACACAGAAGAAGCUCCAGGAGUUCAAUGCCCGCCGCAAGCUAAAGGCAGCUGUGAAGGCCGUGGUGGCCACCAGUCGCAUUGGCAACCACAGAGACCACGAGGGAUCCCGAGGGAGCCGCCAGGCUGAGUCUGAAGCUGGGUAUCCAAACAGAAAUACCAGUGAGGCAGGCGCACCACAUUCCAGUAGCCACCCGGUCAAACAAGUGGCCAGUGCUUCUUCUGGUCUGACCUCCACAGGCUCUUCAAAGGGUGGGGGCAAAUCAGGCCAGACUGGCAGCAACACCAGCACCACCGAGGGCCCCUCUAAGCCAUCGGUCAGGUCGAAGACCAACUCGACAAAGACAGUGAACCCCAGGAAAAGCCGGGAGAUGCCACCAUCCCAGUCUAAGAAGCAGCAACCUUAGAGAAGAAGCCAAGUCAGGGGAGAUGUGGGCGGCACAGUGGACCAGUCCAUGGGACUGAAACUAUGGAGGGCCUCACGCUCAUCUUCACAGCCUGAAACAGUGUGAAGAUACGGCAAUGGCUGUGCCAACCUCUCUGUCAAGUAUGUUUGUAUUCUGCACUCUGAGGAGUGCCAGCUGUGCCAUUGUGGCAGGAGGAGGAGGAGGAGGAGGACAGAGGCAUCUCUGUGAUGACAUACUUAGUAAUAAAGUGAUGUUGGGGAAGAACAGGCAGCUUCUUCAUUGUGUACAAACAUUAUGAGGAGGACUGCUGGGUCACAUGUCACAUUUCAGAAUGAAACAGGACCUCAGAACAUCACAGAGUAAAGAACAGAGAGGUCAGGCUACUUGGGGGAUAACAUGAAAUGAAUCAGCCAAUCAAAUAAAUCCGGCAGGCUUAUGGCGGGUAAUGCAUUUGGUACUAAUAACGAUGACGGGAAAAUGAAACUAAAUAAGAAAAACAAAAGCAUCAUGGGAUAUCUAUGACUGAUUUUAUGAAAAGCAAUAACUGCAAAAAUUACAAAAAAAAACAAACAAACAUAUUUUUAUAUAGCACUCGUCAGCCGCCGAGUGCCGCAAUAAGUCCACAGGUAAAAUACGCAGAAUAGUCAGCAGUGACAUGCGGUGAGGUUGAUGGCUGGUGACUCCUUCAGAGUCAGAUUUACAAAUAUAUGAGCCCC
Erpetoichthys calabaricus (reedfish) is the source of this 2529-nucleotide messenger RNA. RefSeq names its product calcium/calmodulin-dependent protein kinase type IV. Bases 515 to 1813 code for a protein of 432 amino acids. Gene Ontology annotation, molecular function: ATP binding; calcium/calmodulin-dependent protein kinase activity; calmodulin binding. The record is from RefSeq and is a predicted model, not a curated record. Gene Ontology annotation, biological process: protein phosphorylation. The transcript is spliced from 11 exons. NCBI's taxonomy places the organism in Eukaryota, Metazoa, Chordata, Cladistia, Polypteriformes, Polypteridae.